This is a messenger RNA of Xiphias gladius (swordfish), 5956 nucleotides long. RefSeq names its product CTAGE family, member 5 (gene mia2). The record is from RefSeq and is a predicted model, not a curated record. Gene Ontology annotation, molecular function: protein binding. Gene Ontology annotation, cellular component: endoplasmic reticulum membrane; endoplasmic reticulum exit site. Lineage: Eukaryota; Metazoa; Chordata; Actinopteri; Istiophoriformes; Xiphiidae. The coding region runs from base 49 to 4380 and encodes 1443 amino acids. The transcript has 25 exons. Gene Ontology annotation, biological process: protein secretion; vesicle cargo loading; endoplasmic reticulum to Golgi vesicle-mediated transport.
ACAAAAGAAGAGAAGCAGGAGGAGGUGGAGGAGACCAAAGAAGAGAGGAUGGAAGUUGAAGAAAAACAGGGACAGUCAUAUCGUUUGGAGGUUCAGAUGGAAAACACUCGGAAUGACAUUACCAGGUCAGAGUCAGAAAGCAGUGAGAAAGAGAUACAAGAUGAGAACGCAAAGACUGAGGAGACACAGGAGAAGGUAGAAAUGGUCGAGGAAGAGAAAAAGAAGGUUGAGGAAAUGCAGCACAUUAAUCAUGUUGAGGAUGACAGAAGGGACAAAGAGGAAGAAGAAACCCUUAAAUGUUUAAAUAAACGUUGUCCUCAAGCUACUGACGAUGAAUCUGUGAGAGACAGAGAUGAAAAUAUCUCUGAGGAUGGAUCAAGUUCAGAAGAUGAAGGCACAGUCCAAACAGGAGAUCAAAUAUUACCAGGCAGGACAGGAGAGAUUCAGAAAAUACCUUCUGAGGGAACCAAGAGAGAUAGAAUACGACAGGAAGACGAUGGUUUGGAAGUUGAUCAGAAAGAAGACAUUGAUCUGCCAUAUUCAGGUGAGAAUGGCCAGCAUGGUCCGCCUAAUGAAAUUUCACUUGGUCAGACAGCUGAGAACAGAGAAGAUGAUCAAUUGUAUCCAGGUGAGGCAAAAAACACUGAGUUCUCUGAUGACAAAGUGCUCCAUCCGGGGAAUAAUACUCAGCCCAAAGAUACUGAAAUUAGCAGCAAUGGGAUUUCCACUGCCAAGAAACCAGAGCAAAUACACUCUAAUCAUAAGACAGACACAGAGGAGGACGUUGAUGUGAGAAAGAAUGAGAACACUGAUUCGCAGAUGAAGAAUAAUGAUAAUAAUACAACUGGUAGUAAAUCCUGGAGAGAGGGAGGAUGGGAGCUUUCAGCUACACCUAAUGAAUCUGUUGAGAGCCAGGCUGUGAUAUCUGAACAAACUGUGCCACGUGGGUCUAAAGAUCCUGCUGGAUCUUCACUUCCGUCUGAUGAUCGCAAUAAAAGAACAGCAGAGAGUGAAAAUGGAGGAGCUUUUGGUCUUUUCAAAAAUGCCUUUAGCUUUUUUAGCCAAACACCUGUCACCGAAACAAAGGAUUCCAUUGAUUCUGCCCUGAGCUUGGAUACUAAUACGGGCGAGACUUCUCAGCCACAAGCCCCUCUGACCCCUGAACAAGAACUGGACUCCACAACUGAUUCAAGUCAGGCUUAUAAACAAGAUUUGCACAAAGACUCUUCUGUUACCAUGCCCACAGACCAGCCACAGCAUUCUCCUUCCUGUGCCGAAAUCCAGACAUCAACUCUAUCCAAUUGUCAUCCCCAUACUCCGUCUCCAAACACAGACACCCCCCUCCAAACAAAAACCCUCUCUAAGUACUACAGAAACCUCCCCACCUAUAUGAGUAUGGAUGAGACGACUAUUUUGAUGGAGCUCUUUGGGCGACACAAGCUGCAGUUUCUGGAUUACAUGUUUGGAAGCUCAGAAACUGUGACUGAAGAUCAUGAUAAUGAUGAAUCUAUAUUGUCAGAUAUAGAAAGACUUAUGCAUUAUCACAUGGAUGCACUGGUUGCUCCUAGCGUGAGCUUUGCAGGUGCACCACAGGAGGACAAGGAAAGGACUAGAACGCUCAUUGCUCUGCAGAAACUAGAAAUGCUGAUUACAAGAGUGAGAGAGACAUUCAACGCAGGAAAAUCUGACUCUAGUAAAGGAAACUAUCAAGAUAACAAAAUCCAGAGAGAUGAAAGAAUGGAUGUGGCGAAUGAUGGACAAAAGCGUGGGAAAGGGAGGGAAACUGCGGAUGAGAAAAGAGAAGAGAAGGACCAAGGAAGUGAAGAAGAGAGAGUGCCCCCUGCAUCCCGUCCUCACAAUCAGCCAGGAUCACCACAGCCAGUGGAAGGUGUAAUGAAGCAAAUUCUGGACUUCGUUCAUCAGAUCACUGAAGACUCAACCACUCACGUUCAUGCAGCGAGGGAGCUCCUCAUACGGAUUACUGAACAGGUUGUAUCGUCGCUGCCUGAUGACAUCAGACCCGGGCCCGACCUGUACGGGGUGCCAUGGGAACCAGUCAUCAUCUCUAGUCUGGUGGGGCUGGUGACAGUGCUGUUGUUCACCUGUAGAUGUUAUAGUUCUGUGAAAAGCAGAAUGUAUCGAAGUAAAGAGCGUUGGAUGGCUGAACAGGUUGCACAGUUGCUGGAUGAGAAGUGUAAAGUCCUUGAGACUCUCAGUAAAUGUCAACAAGAGUAUGAUGACCUGGAGGAUUCAUUGAGGGACAAUGGUGUCUUGGCCCAAACUCAAAAGACAAAACAUCUGGAGGUCAAAGCCAGACAGUUGGAACAUGCUAAAAAGGAGCUGGAGAGGGAUCUUGAACAACUGAAGGAUCAACUGGACCAGCAGAAAGAACACAGGAUAGAGCAAGAGAGGAGGAUAGCACUGCUUGAAGAGAGCAUGAAAACAUUUGAAGAAGAAACCAAAGACCUCCAGUCGCAGGAAGAGCAGGCACAAACUACUCUGAAAGUGUACAGUAUGAACAGUGACAGACUACAGAGGAACCUGGAAGCAGCUGGAGAGGAGAAUACACUGCUACAGGAGAGCAAUGCUCAGUUGAGGCUGCAGGUGGAGGGAUGGGCAGAAAGAGUGAGUGAGUUGGAGGCAGAGAUGCGGAGGCGUGAGGUUGCCUACAGUGGGAUGCAGCAGGAUGUGGCCAAUAAGGAUGAGCGUAUAAUGUCCUUGACAGACCGCUUGCUGAGCAUGAAAGCUUGGGAUUCAGAUCUGGAGGAAGAAGAAGGUGAAGAGGGAACAGAGAGGGAGACAUCUAAUGGGGCACGAGGAAAAGAAGAGAAGAAUGGAAGAGGGGACAUAACAGACCCCCAAGGGCAUUUCCAGAAAGUCCAGAAACUCAUUUAUGCUGCAAAGCUGAAUGCAGACCUCAAAUCAGUAGAUGAAGACAAGGACAGAGUAUUUGCCAAACUGAAUGAUGAAGUCAAGGCUAAAGAAGACCUCCAAAUGAGCAUUAAGGAGCUGGAGAAUGAGAAAUUAUCUCUGCAGUCAGAUGCUGAGCACUACUCGGAUCAGGGGCAACGAUUACAACAGAAACUCCAGAUUAUGACAGAAAUGUACCAGGAGAAUGAGCUCAAGCUGCACAGACUGCUGACAGUAGAGGAGAAGGAGCGCCUGCAGAAGGAAGAGAAGUUAAAUAAAGCGGACAAAAACAUUGCAUUGGCCAUGGAAGAACUCAACAACUACAGACAACGAGCAGAUGAGAUGGAGGAAGAGCUGGAGAAAACCAAACAGUCUUACCAGACCCAAAUAUCAGCGCAUGAGAGGAAGGCUCACAAUAACUGGCUCGCAGCCCGAGCAGCAGAUAGAGAACUAGCCGACAUCAGGAGAGAGAACGCCCUCCUAAGACAGAAGCUGACAGACACACAGUUUAAACUAGACGCCCUUGACAAAGAUCCAUACACCUUGGACAGUGUUGCUAGACCACUGCCUUUCAGAGCUGAAAGGUCACCGUAUGGUCCUUCUCCUCUGGGUCGACCAGCAUCUGAAACCAGAGCUUUUCUGUCUCCACCUACAUUAAUGGAUGGACCACCUGCUAGAUUGUCUCCUAGAGUGUGUCGUGGUCCCGUGGAGCCCCCAGGUGGCCAAGGGGAGAUGGAGCGGAGUGGAGGUCCUCAUUCAGACAGUGGCUCAAUCUCUCCUACAUGGGAGAGAGAUCGCAGGGGACCUCUGCCAGGACCCCCUGGGCCCUCUGGGCCCCCAGGGCCCCUAGGACCUCCAGGCUAUAUGUUUCCAGAACCAGGAGGUCCCAUGUACAGGAGACCUCCACCUCCUCCAGGAGCUUCGGGUCUUUUGCCUCCUCCUGGUCCCCUCCCACUUGGUCCCCCUCUUCCCCAUCCAAGGGGUUUCCUUUCUGCUGGUCCGCUAGGACCUCCCCACCCUUCAGACAUGGCAGAUGGCACAUACAGAGAAAACAGCCUUGGACCUGGUGAACAGGAACACAGAGAGUCUGGUCAUGGUGAUCGAAGGACUCCCCCUGAAGUAGAUCCAAGGAUGGCGGGCCCAUCCCCUCCUGGACCCUCAGUUGGCCCCAUGGACGGUCCCUUUCCACGUAGAGCCCCCUAUGGACCCCCUCCUCCUGAUUUCUACCCUCCCAGGGGACCGGGGGGCCCUCCCAUGAUGCCUAUGUGGGGCCCUCCGCCUCCAGGGAUGAUGUUCCCUCCUCGUUUCCCUCCCGGUGGACCUCCAGUUCCUCAUCCUCACUAUGCUCCCCCCAUGCAGCCCCUUCCACCUGACAUGGGUCCUCCUCCUCCUCCUCAGCAGUCCUUCCCCUCCCCACCACACAGCCAGUCACCAGAGGAGCACAGACCCUCACCUGAAGACACCAUUUGAUCCUAACCAGGUCUCUACUUGAGCUGUUAGAUGACGCAUUUCUGGUGGUGGAUGUAUGGCAAGCAGGUUGCGGUUUUCCACUCUUAUGUUUUCUGUAACAUCUAUUUAUUAACCAGGAGGACAUGUUUAAUGUAUAGUGUUAGCAGACAGGAAACAUCAGCCUUCCUUAGCCUUUUUGUUGCUGUCUGUCUGCUUCGACAUUGUCUUUUUCCUCCAGUCACGUUCUUUUUUUUCUCCCUUUCUUCUGCCUUAUUUCUCUUUGUUAUUCUCGCUCUCUGCCCCAUCAUCAUCCAGUUACAUUCCCUGGGAGGUAGUUCCUGUCAUUGUGGAGCCAUGGUGACAGCAAUUAGGCUCUUGCUCACUUGCAUAUUUUCACAGGCAGCUCUACGUGUCUGAGGGAAUUUUGCCACGUGAAAAAGAAACAGCGGCUUGUGUGCUUGACAAUGCCAGAGAGGUUUUUAAUGCGACUCAGAUUGAAAUGUGUGCAUGUAGAAAUGCUGUAUGUGGCAGAUAUUGGACUGUUUUAGGUAUGAAAUUAAUUUCAUCCCAAUGGCCCAGAUAGCUCACAAUCAUUUAGAUCUCUCUAUAAGGGAAGAAAUGCAUCUUUGCUGGCCUAAUCAAGUUUAUUUUGUUAUACCAACCUUCUUUUCAUUGUCACCAUAAUUUUAAAAAAAUAGCCAUUUAGCAUCUGUGUUUUUUGUUGACCUGGAUUCAUAUACACUUAAAUUAGAUUACACAAGAUCUUAUUUUCUCUGUGAUUUACCUGAGGUGAAGUGCAUAACUUAAUUUCACUGACUUCCCUGUGGGAUUUGGAGGAUUCAGAGCAGCAGAUAAACAGUGCUUUUGAUCUUGUUACAACAACUUACAUAAAGCCCAUACUUGAAAAAAGUGGCUUAUAGAAGACACUAGUGUUUUGUCAAAUUAAGUUGUCACUGAUCCUGACAGUCACAGAUUGGUUAAUUAAAUGGACUGACUGGAAGAGAGGCUACCUUCAGAGCCAGAAAGAUAACACCAAUGUGAAUUUUGUAAAAAGUGAUUAUUAAUAGAUGAAUAAAGACUGUCAAAUUGUCAAUGCCUCCAUAUUUCACUAAUGUAUUGUAUUAAUAUUCCGUUUAAUUUUUGCAUGGCUGUUAUGAGUAACAAAACAUUGGAAUGUAAUGGGAAAAUCAGGUUUUCAUUGAACAGUGUUUUAUACUUAAUCUUUUAAGUAUAAUACUUAAAACAGUUAUGUUUAAUACUGUGCAUAGACAUGCAUUGGAAAUGCUUUAAUUAUGUUAAAUCAGUAACUGCAAAUCCUCUCAGUAUACUUUCAAAUAUACACUUUAAAUUAUUGUAAGCUAAAUUGUACAGCACAAUGCAUAUGUAAUGAUACAGUACCUAAUCAAACUACGGUGUCGUUUCAGACAUUUAUAAAAUAUUUCUUUGAAAGUGAACAGAAAAUUCCUAAAGUAAAUGCAAGUAUGCAGUUUGAAUUAAAAGACUUGUAAACUGUAUAAUCUUGUUUCAUUUUACAUGUAACUCCUGGUAAAUUUUUUUCAAUUUUUUUAUCAGCAUAGAAUAAAGAAUGGUGUGGACA